AAUACAAUCACUUACCGGCAUCAAAAUGUACAAACCCAAAUCACCAACGAUAGCUCGAACAACAUAACCUCUAUUGAGGCGAAGCUUGACGAUCAAUGAGAGUACAGAUACAUUCAAUUAUCUUGCGCUCUACGAAGAGGAUAUUGAUCGUUGAUCGCCCAGCUCAGUUCGCUGCCUCACAUAAGGAACGCCUUCGGCGUAACCGGUAGACUAUGGGGCGCAGCUUGAUGUUUCACCAUCUUACCAAUUAUGCGAGCAGCAGAAGCAGAGGCUUAUGUGUUUCUUUAGGGCAAACUCAGACAGAACUUCUUCAACUUCCAUGUGAUUUUACAGUCAGACGGUAUAGCAAGGGCAAGAAAACGCUGGAAUGCAUUCUUACUUCUGACAUUGAUAAAGUUGGAACGGCAGGGGAGACCGUGAAAGUUGCCCCCGGUUAUUUUCGAAACCAUUUGAUGCCCAAAUCACUUGCUUUACCAAACCUUAAUAAAUAUGCCCAACUCAUUGCAGAGCAAAACAAGAUUUAUCAGCGUCCGAAAGAAGAGAAGAAAGUGGAGGUAGUUCAGAGAUCAGAAGAACAACAGAUGGAUGAGUUUAAAACUGCAGUAAGGCGUUUGUCCAAUGGACGUUUGGGGCUACGGAGACUUGUUCUAAAUUACGGAAAAGAGUUACGUUAUCCUGUGACAAAGGAAGAAAUUUUGGACGAGGUGAGGAGGCAACUACAAGUGAGUCUAGAAAAGGAGAAUUUAAUUAUGCCAGAAAAUUUAACAAUGUGUGGGGAGUAUGAAUUGCCUUUGCGGUUGCCAAAGGUGAUUCCAUUGGUUGAUGGCAAUACAAAUAUUCUCUUAAAAGUUAAAAUCCAAAGGAAGUAGCAGUGUAUUCUCUUUAUUGACAAUGGUAUGCAUUUUCUGCUAUAUGUUUGGCAGUAUUGCUGCAUUGGUGUUAAAUUUUUCCAAUUUUGAAUGUUUUCUGUCGCCAGAGCCAGAGCUUCAUUCUGGAUUGAUCAAAAUCAGAUUUGGCUUUCUCCAUUUCUGAUGAUUUGUUGAAUUUGAAUCUUUGUUCAAGUAAGGAAUAGACUGCGUUUAUUCUUAGCA
Messenger RNA from Cryptomeria japonica (Japanese cedar), 1091 nucleotides. RefSeq lists its product as uncharacterized. Gene Ontology annotation, cellular component: mitochondrion; ribosome. NCBI's taxonomy places the organism in Eukaryota, Viridiplantae, Streptophyta, Pinopsida, Cupressales, Cupressaceae. The record is from RefSeq and is a predicted model, not a curated record. The transcript has 6 exons. Gene Ontology annotation, biological process: translation. Gene Ontology annotation, molecular function: structural constituent of ribosome. Bases 213 to 869 code for a protein of 218 amino acids.